AUGAAAACUCUGAUCAAACAAAAUAAAACAACUAAAAACCAAGAGGGUGAAACCAAUAGAGCUGAUUCAUGUAUGUUCCAAAGUAAUGUACUUGAUCCGCCUUUGGCCGAUGAUCAACAUUUGGUCAAAAACAAUGUAAGUGAAGAUGUGGGGCAGGGCAAGAAGAAAAAGAAGAAGAAAAGGAGUGGAGUAAGCAAACAUAACUGCGAAGAUGGUGAUGACGGAAAGAAAAUGAAAAAGAAGCCGAGGCUAAUUGAAGGAAACACAUUUAACGAGUGUAAUCAUUGUAGAAGCAAUGAAGGUGAAGAUGGAGAGCAGGGCAACAAGUUAAAGAAAAAGAACAAGAAAUUGAGUGAAGAAAGCAAACAUAAGGAUUAUAACGAGGUCAAAAGCAAUGAUUGUGAAGAUGUUGGCCAAGGGAAAAAAGUGAAAAAGAAGAAGAAACUAAUUGAGGAAGGACGAUUUAAUCACAUUAGAAGCAAUGAAGAUGGAGACGAUGACCAAGGAGAGACGACGAAGAAGAAUCACCUUACCAACAAGAAAAGUAAGACGAAUGAUGAUGAAUCAAAGGCAGUUACAAGUGAGUCUCCUAACUCUGCACAUAAUGGAACAUGUAAACCCAAACGGGUAACUUUUUCUGAUCAAGUGGAGGAGUUUUGUUAUGAUGGCUUAGUGUGUGGGAAAAGGUAUACACCAGAAGAAGAUGAGAAGAUCAGAGCAUCUGUUUAUGACUUUAUAGAUUCUCAUGGUUUGGGAGAUGAAGGUGUUGAUAUGAUUCUUCAUUCCAGGCAACACUCUUCAAUUAAAGGCUGUUGGAAAGUUAUUGCAAAAGUCCUACCUGAGAGGCCUAAAGAGAGUGUGAUUCGUCGUGCUCGUAAUUUGUUUGAAAGCAAUGAGAAGUUUAAAUGGACACCAUAUGAGAUUGACUUUAUACGGAAAGCCCACGAGCAAAAUGGACCUAAUUGGAGGGGAGUAGCUAACGCUUUGGGUAAAAGUCAAUAUCAGAUAGCAGAUGCGUGGCGCAAGUUAAAAUUUACAAAAAGAAAGAAAGGACGAUGGUCCCAAGAGGAAUAUCAAACUUUAUUUAAUUUAGUAAACACCGAUCUGCGCACGAGGGCUUUAGAGCCUUAUAGAAAAUCCAAACAUGGUAUGUUGCGAGAUAAUAUUUGUUGGGAGGCAAUUGGCAACAAGUUAGAAACCCGAAACAGUGCACUUUGCUGCAGUAAGUGGUAUGAUCAGUUAACAUCGACAAUGGUUGCUAGUGGUGAUUGGUGCGAUACCGACGACUUCCGCUUGGUAGAGGCUUUGUAUGCUUUGGAUGCUUGCAGCAUGGAGGAGGUAGACUGGGACGAUCUACUUGAGCAUAGAUCUGGUGAUGUAUGCAGAAAACGAUGGGAUCAAAUGGUCCAACAUAUUGGGGAUCGUGUAGGGAAGUCAUUUAUUGAGCAGGUUGAAAUUCUUUCGAAGAGAUUCUGCCCAGACUUAUUGGAAGCAAGAGAGACUUUUGACAACAAACCUGUAACUUGUUGA
Lathyrus sativus (Indian pea) is the source of this 1530-nucleotide messenger RNA. NCBI's taxonomy places the organism in Eukaryota, Viridiplantae, Streptophyta, Magnoliopsida, Fabales, Fabaceae. The record is from the annotation of a GenBank genome assembly.